Molecule: messenger RNA, 3982 nt
Organism: Homo sapiens (human)
Lineage: Eukaryota; Metazoa; Chordata; Mammalia; Primates; Hominidae
Gene: ANXA9
Product: annexin A9
Exons: 15
Coding region: 2633-3670 (345 amino acids)
Biological process (GO): synaptic transmission, cholinergic
Cellular component (GO): synapse; lateral plasma membrane
Molecular function (GO): calcium ion binding; calcium-dependent phospholipid binding
Source: RefSeq, a predicted model, not a curated record
AAAAGAGAAGGUGGAUGGAGAAGGGGAAACUGGGCCUCAGCCAGCACCGGGAUGAUGCGACCAGCUUUGUCAGCACGCUUGGGGAGCAUACACACCGCUUGCCUUGGCUGGACCGGAGACUGUGAUCACCACCCUUCCAACCCAUCCCCCAACACGCAGGCUGGCAUGGCCACGCCCACAGUGCCCCAAGUGCUGCCUGCCUUGCAGUGACUCACUUCCUCUGUAUGGGCUGCUGAACUGUCCCAAGGAGAGGACAGGCCAUCUCCAGGCCUUCAGCCCCGAGUUUAGAUAUCUGGGCAGGCUUUGUGGAUGGGCAAGCAUACAGGGAGCCCAAAUGUGGAAGGUAGGUUUUUUCAGGUCAGGUGGAACUGUUAACACUGAAGCCUAUUUGGGUAAGAAGCAGAGCCUAGCUAGUACCUAAUGGAGAUUCAGGGGCCAGGAGUAUCGGGGAGGAAACAUUUCCUAACAGAGAGGUAAAAUAGCCAAGAGGAGUUUCUAUGUAUUCUGAAAUCAGGCAAUGGAAAGUAUUUGCAGAAAAGCAAUGUAGGGACCAGGCGUGGUGGCUUAUGCCUGUAAUCCCAACACUUUGGGAGGCCGAGGUGGGUGGAUCACCUGCGGUCAGGAGUUCAAGACCAGCCUGCCCAACAUGGUGAAACCUCAUCUCUACUAAAAAUACAAAAGUUAGCUAGGCAUGGUGGCACAUGCCUGUAGUUCCAGCUACUUUGGAGGCUGAGGCAGGAGAAUUGCUUGAACCUAGGAGGGUGAGGUUGCAGUGAGCCGAGAUCAUGCCACUGCCCUCCAGCCUGGCAACAGAGUGAGACUCCAUCUCAAAAAUAAAUAAAAGGCUGGGUGCAGUGAUUCAUGCCUAUAAUUCCAGCACUUUGGGAGGCCGAGGUGGGCGGAUAACCUGAGGUCAAGAGUUUGGGACCAGCCUGGCCAACAUGGUGAAACCCUGUCUCUACUAAAAAUACAAAAAUUAGCUGGGUGUGGUGGUGGGCCCUGUAAUCCCAGCUACUCGGGAGGCUGAGGAAGGAGAAUCACUUGAACCUGGGAGGCAGAGGUUACAGUGAGCUGAGAUCACACCACUGCACUCCAGCCUGGGUGACAGAGUAAGACUCGGUCUCAAUAAAUAAAUAAAUAAAAGCAAUGUGGGACUUGGAGGCUGAAGAGGUGGACAUGCAUGAACAGUGGAGGCGGUGUAUGUGGCUGCCUUUCCCCUGUAUUCCACUGAGAGGGAGCCCAAAUCUGCCUCGCCUGCAUUGAGGGAUGAAGAAAACACUGAGAGGCAGCUGAGAAACAUGGAUGCUAGUUCCAACUCCAUGGCCUCGGGAAGUCACUCAGACUCCUUGAGUCAGUAAUGAAAAGGUAGUAGAUUAGAGGCUGGGCGCAGUGGCUCAUGCCUGUAAUCCCAACACUUUGGGAGGCCGAGGUGGGCGGAUCACAAGGUCAGGAGUUCAAGACCAGCCUGGCCAACAUGGUGAAACACUGUCUCUACUAAAAAUACAAAAAUUAGCUGGGCAUGGUGGUGCAUGCCUGUAAUCCCAGCUACUCAGGAGGUUGAGGCAGGAGAAUUGCUUGAACCAGGGAGUCGGAGGUUGCAAUGAGCCGAGAUCGCGCCAUUGCACUCUAACCUGGGCAACAGAGUGAGACUCUGUCUCAAAAAAAAGAAAAGAAAAGGUGGUAGAUUAGAUCCUCUCUAAGAUUUCCUCCAACUCUGCAAUUCUAAAAUGUACAACAUGGGGAAGGAAGGUGAUCAGUACAACUGUAAACAACUGCAAUCCGGCCCUGAAGUUGAACAAAACAAAACCUAGGGAGAGGAAUGAGUUUGUAGCAGGUUUCAAUGCAGCGAUUGUGAACGCAUCACACACACACUCCUCACAGGCAAGGACUUCGCUUCUGCCAUGUGACUGAGACUCUGUUGGACUUCUCCAAAUUCAGAGUUCAGCCUGGCAUGCCGGCCAGGAGCCCCUUGGAGAGAUUCGGCGUGAGGAAACAGGAGGCCUCACGCUUCCUUCGGUUCUCCCUAAAUCUGCUGGGCAGGUAGCCAGAAGAAACUCUGAAGGGUACAGAAAGCCGAGGGCCAGGGGGACCCCGGCUGCGGAGCUGCAGUACCGUGUUUACCCAGCCUAACUGCGGUCACCCAGUCUCCUGCAUGUGUCUGAGGUCAGCCUCGGGGGCUCCCCUGAGUAGGUAUCUACCUGAGGCUCUUCCCCUGAUGCUACCUGCAUACCAAUUCCACCCAGGAACCUGGCGUCCUCAGGAGGCUGCACUUCCCAAGUGGGCUGAGACAGCCCCUUAAUAUGUGGGGCUGGAGCCAGAGACCUCAAGGGGCCACUAGGGGGCUCGAGACUCUCAGUGGCUGCUGACGCCCUCUUGUGGCCAUUUUGGGGAUUGGCCAGAAAAGUUUCAGAAGCGAGCCAAGAUCGGAAUUCUUAAGGAGGCCACACCGGAGGCAGUGCUCACACAGGCAAGCUACCAGGCCACAACAACGACACCCACCUCACCUCUGGCACCUCUGAGCAUCCACGUACUUGCAAGAACUCUUGCUCACAUCAGCUAAGAGAUUGCACCUGCUGACCUAGAGAUUCCGGCCUGUGCUCCUGUGCUGCUGAGCAGGGCAACCAGUAGCACCAUGUCUGUGACUGGCGGGAAGAUGGCACCGUCCCUCACCCAGGAGAUCCUCAGCCACCUGGGCCUGGCCAGCAAGACUGCAGCGUGGGGGACCCUGGGCACCCUCAGGACCUUCUUGAACUUCAGCGUGGACAAGGAUGCGCAGAGGCUACUGAGGGCCAUUACUGGCCAAGGCGUGGACCGCAGUGCCAUUGUGGACGUGCUGACCAACCGGAGCAGAGAGCAAAGGCAGCUCAUCUCACGAAACUUCCAGGAGCGCACCCAACAGGACCUGAUGAAGUCUCUACAGGCAGCACUUUCCGGCAACCUGGAGAGGAUUGUGAUGGCUCUGCUGCAGCCCACAGCCCAGUUUGACGCCCAGGAAUUGAGGACAGCUCUGAAGGCCUCAGAUUCUGCUGUGGACGUGGCCAUUGAAAUUCUUGCCACUCGAACCCCACCCCAGCUGCAGGAGUGCCUGGCAGUCUACAAACACAAUUUCCAGGUGGAGGCUGUGGAUGACAUCACAUCUGAGACCAGUGGCAUCUUGCAGGACCUGCUGUUGGCCCUGGCCAAGGGGGGCCGUGACAGCUACUCUGGAAUCAUUGACUAUAAUCUGGCAGAACAAGAUGUCCAGGCACUGCAGCGGGCAGAAGGACCUAGCAGAGAGGAAACAUGGGUCCCAGUCUUCACCCAGCGAAAUCCUGAACACCUCAUCCGAGUGUUUGAUCAGUACCAGCGGAGCACUGGGCAAGAGCUGGAGGAGGCUGUCCAGAACCGUUUCCAUGGAGAUGCUCAGGUGGCUCUGCUCGGCCUAGCUUCGGUGAUCAAGAACACACCGCUGUACUUUGCUGACAAACUUCAUCAAGCCCUCCAGGAAACUGAGCCCAAUUACCAAGUCCUGAUUCGCAUCCUUAUCUCUCGAUGUGAGACUGACCUUCUGAGUAUCAGAGCUGAGUUCAGGAAGAAAUUUGGGAAGUCCCUCUACUCUUCUCUCCAGGAUGCAGUGAAAGGGGAUUGCCAGUCAGCCCUCCUGGCCUUGUGCAGGGCUGAAGACAUGUGAGACUUCCCUGCCCCACCCCACAUGACAUCCGAGGAUCUGAGAUUUCCGUGUUUGGCUGAACCUGGGAGACCAGCUGGGCCUCCAAGUAGGAUAACCCCUCACUGAGCACCACAUUCUCUAGCUUCUUGUUGAGGCUGGAACUGUUUCUUUAAAAUCCCUUAAUUUUCCCAUCUCAAAAUUAUAUCUGUACCUGGGUCAUCCAGCUCCUUCUUGGGUGUGGGGAAAUGAGUUUUCUUUGAUAGUUUCUGCCUCACUCAUCCCUCCUGUACCCUGGCCAGAACAUCUCACUGAUACUCGAAUUCUUUUGGCAAA